AUGGAUACAACAAAAGCGAAUGAGUCGGGAAAAACACAACAGGAUGAUGGAACAACUGCUGCAGAAAGUAUAUUUGGAUCUAUGACAGGGAAGACACCGAUACAGUGCCGGAGGAUGGCAGAUAAAUUUGCACAGGCAUUUCUUCAGAGAAGGAAAGAGAGAGCUGAGCUCGAAAGCUUGGCAGAGCUACAAGCAGUUGAAGAAAGUUUUUACAUGCACAAGCAAAACUCGGAAGCGGAAGGACAUACGUCAUCAAACAUCACAAGGGCGAGCAAACAAAAAUGCAAGGACUUCGAUUUAAAUGAGGUGCUCAAAUUCGAGAACAAAGACAACGAAGGAUAUGCUGAAAGCAACAUCCCAGAAUUGCAUGCAGAUGGUGCAUCAUUUGCUGGUGAGAAUGCAUGCCCAGCUGACAAUGCUGAUUAUUCAAAUGGUGAUGAGCAUGGGAACAAAGAAGAUGAAAAAUAUGAAGAAACUCUUGAGUCAGUGCUGAAUCCAGAGGUACCGACUGCUGAAGAGCUUGAAAUGGACAGAAUGUUUGCAAACAAGAAGUAUCCAACAAUGCAAGAGAUAUCAGAGGCAGCUACUCCCACAGUUGGGAUGGAAUUCAAUUCAAAAGAUGAUGCAUUCUUCUUCUUUGCAGUGUACGCAAGAAGGGUUGGAUUUGCAAUAAAAAGGGACACCUCCUACGAGUCUAGAAAAACCAAUGAAAUAACAAGACAGACAUUCUCAUGCAACAGGUGCCGUGACGAUACAUACGUUGACAGUGCACUCAGACAGAGACGGACUUCCAGGAUUGUGCAGACAAAAUGCAAAGUCAGGAUGUUUGUGAAGGAAUACAGAGGAAAGUGGUCAAUAAGUAACGUGAGACUAGAACAUAACCACAGCCUAGCUCCGUCAGAGUGGAUAGUAAGGUUCAUGAAGUGUCACGAGUCAAUGUCCGCAUCGGACAAGACUCUGAUCCACAUCCUACAAGAAACAAGAGUUCCACCCAGGAACAUAAUGAAAAUAUUCAGGAAAACAAGGGGAAGCUUCAGGGCAGUUCCAUUUGAUACAAAAAACCUAGAGAACGAGCUAGCAAAAGAAAGAAAGAAAAUUAAGAACAGGGACAUUGAAGAGUUGUUGCUACUAUUCAAGGAAGCACGUGAAAAGAUGCCUGGAUUCAGACAUUCACUUGAUGUUGACAGCGAUAAUAGAGUGAAAAGUAUAUUUUGGACAGACCAGAUAGGGAGGGCAAACUACUCAAAGUUUGGGCAAUUUGUAUCAUUUGAUACAACAUUUUCAACCAACCAGUAUGGGAUGCCAUUUGCUCCAAUAUUAGGGGUUGAUAACUAUGGCAAAACAGUCGUGUUCGGAGUAGGACUGCUCGAGGAUGAGAGAGCAGACACUUUCAAGUGGCUGUUUGAGGAAUUCCUGUCUGCUAUGGACAACAAGCACCCAGAAACUAUAAUAACAGACCAAGACGUUGCAAUGAGGAUUGCAAUAUCUGAAGCAUUACCUUACACAGUGCACCGUUUCUGCAACUUUCACAUCAGCAAGAACCUGGAUGACAACUGGCAUGAUCUACUGGAGCGCCACAAUGCUUUGGGAGAGCCACACCUGGACAGGAUAUAUGACAUCAGAGCUCAGUGGGUCCCAGCAUAUUUCAAAGAGAGAUUCUUCCCAUUCACUUCAUCGACGGGGAGAAGUGAGAGCACAAACUCCUUAUUCAAACACUAUGUAAAAAGGAAGGACUCGAUUGCAACAUUCUUCAAGGAGUAUAUCAUAAUACAAGAAAAAAAACAGUCCGACCUAGAUCGCCUAAGAGAGAAAAGUGAGUUCAAGGAGUCUGUGAAUUGGGGAUUCAAUCCUCUUGAAAGGGAAGCAAUGAAAAUCUACACGGACCCAAUAUACGGCAAGUUUGCUGAAGAGCUAAGGAAGGGUACUGCUUACAACGUUGAAGUUGUGGAAGAGAAGAGAAUGUACAGAGUUAUUAGGGUGGCAAACUAUAGAAAUGCAGAGUUCCCCAGAUUAAUAUAUGUGGUUACUGUUUCCUCUGAUGACGAUGUGUACAGAUGCUCGUGCUCUAAGAUGGCUCGCGAUGGAAUACACUGCUGCCAUGUCAUGAGGGUGGCUAGUCAUAUUGGUUUGACUGAGCUUCCUGUCAGUUUCAUCAACCCUAGAUGGACUACUGCAGCUGGGAUAGAGGUAGCGCGAUUGACGGAGAGAAGAAGCAAUACAGCAUCACAGAACACACACUUGGCUGUUAGACACGCGAUUGAAAUGAGCAAAAUAUCACACAUACUAUCUACUGUCUGCACGGAUGAUAGGUCAUACGACUUGUUUGCUGAAGGAGUUGCUGAGCUGAAGAAAGCUAUAUGCAAAGAUGCAAUGGAACGCCUCCAGACGAAAGAAAAAGUCACACGUAAGAGAAAAAAGGUUGAUGACCCAGUUCAACAAGAUACUGACAAUAUGCGUCAUGAAGAUAGAGAAGACAACAAUCAUGGACACAACAAUGAACAGAUACACCAUGAGGAGAAAAAUUCAAGUGACGAAGAAAAAAAUGAAGAUGAGCAUCGCCCUUAUAAGGAUCCACCACAGUCAGGAAAACCAGGGUUCAACCUAGGUGAAAGACCUAUGAAUUUCCAUGAGAAAUGUGCUGCAAAACUAAAGAAAAAGGCUGCACCAAGAUUGUGUGGACUUUGCAGGUUGCCUGGACACAAGAGACCAAAAUGCCCAGACAGAGACAAGGUUGGCAUGAGCAUACCAGGAAUGGAUUCCCAGAAAGAAGAAGGGAACCCAUGA
This is a messenger RNA of Lolium perenne, 2784 nucleotides long. The record is from RefSeq and is a predicted model, not a curated record. Lineage: Eukaryota; Viridiplantae; Streptophyta; Magnoliopsida; Poales; Poaceae.